AUGGAGGGUCACCAAUCUCCGCAAAUGACAGACAACGAAAUUCAACAACCCUCACAAGCCGAACUAUUGGCCAUGAUCGCGGAACUUCAAACUGAAGUUCAAAAAAUAGCCGAGCAAUCGUCGAAGAAUCCAGGAGGGAAUAGCUCUCAGGCUCGAGAAAUAGAGCCGCUAGAGAUUACUCCGCCAAAGGAAAAACUCACACUUGAUAACCCUUUCUCGGAAGGUGUCAUGAGUGUUCAAAUGCCAAAGAAUAUUGUGCUUCCCAUCGGGCUCAAACCCUACGAGGCUACGAGGGAUUCGACGACCCACGUAUGGUGCUGUUUACUUUGGUUUUCCAACAUUCCCGCAGAUUCCAUCUCUUGCUUCGAGGAUUUGGCAACGUCCUUUAUUGACUAUUUUGCAGCUUCAAUGAUAUAUGUCCACGGGGCGAAUUACCUCAACACCAUUAAGCAGGGUUCACAUGAAAGUUUGAAGGAUUAUAUGACCAGAUUCGCCAAGGCAACCAUGGAAAUACCCGACCUCAACCCCAAGGUACACCUCCACGCACUAAAGAGUGGCCUGAGACUAGGCAAAUUCCAGGAGACAAUAGCUAUAACCAAACCCAGGACCUUAGAGGAAUUCCGCGAAAAGGCGGUUGGACAAAUGGAAAUUGAAGAGCUUAGAGAAGCUCGGCGAGCGGAAAAACAACAGCCUCGGCGAGAAGAGGAAAAACACCCCAAGAUACUGAAUCAAAAGGACAAUAAGAAGCCCUUCAAACUAACGGCGAAAUAUGAUGCCUAUACCCAGUUCAACACCAGGAGAGAAGACAUCAUCAAGGAGAUAUUGAAUGCAAAGAUCUUCAAGCCACCCAGCAGAGCGGGCUCAUAUCAAGACCAGAGAUACGUUGACAAAUCAAAACACUGCGUCUUCUAUAAAAAAUUUGGCUACACAAUCGACAAAUGCGUGAUCGCUAAAGACCUCCUGGAGAGGUUGGCCAGACAAGGCCACCUGGACAAGUAUAUAGGCGGCCCGAAUGCAACAGACCUGAUAGAACACCGCCGACCUUCAACCAGAACAAAAUCCAAAUACUAUAGAAAAGGCCAAGCCUCAACCACCACCAACAAGGGGAGUCAUAAACUGCAUCUCAGGAGGAUUUGCAGGAGACGGACAUACAAGCUCAGCAAGGAAACAAAGUUACAAAACCAUGUUAAUGGUCCAGACGACGAAGGAAGCAACCACACAGCCACCAGCCAUACCUACCAUCACAUUCGAACAAUCUGA
Arachis duranensis is the source of this 1260-nucleotide messenger RNA. RefSeq lists its product as uncharacterized. The record is from RefSeq and is a predicted model, not a curated record. NCBI's taxonomy places the organism in Eukaryota, Viridiplantae, Streptophyta, Magnoliopsida, Fabales, Fabaceae. Bases 1 to 1260 code for a protein of 419 amino acids. The transcript has 3 exons.